Molecule: messenger RNA, 837 nt
Organism: Colletotrichum orchidophilum
Lineage: Eukaryota; Fungi; Ascomycota; Sordariomycetes; Glomerellales; Glomerellaceae
Exons: 2
Coding region: 1-837 (278 amino acids)
Source: RefSeq, a predicted model, not a curated record
AUGCACGUACUAUCCUGGACGAGCCGGUGGUCCCUCCUGGCCUGUGUCUGGACCAUCCUCGGAGCUGCCGCUGCGAGCGACAACUCGGGCAUCGUGGAAGUUGACCUGGUUUUCCCACGCAACGACACGUAUGCGCCCACGCCGCUUUUGCCCAUCAUUUUUGGUUUCCAAAACUCCCCGCUGGCGCCGGCUCUCGCGCCCCAGAUCACAUUUUCGAUUUGGAACUACGACAACAAGAGCGACGCGGUUGACACCACAGCAUACGAUGUGCGAUGGGCCAACUUCUCCAGCAGCGACCCGUACUUUGAGUACCGCGGCUUCGUCGACUUCAAUGUCGAGAAGACGUGGGAGAUCAGGUACACUGUGAGAUGGUUCAGCUGCACGAAGGAUUCCCUGGAGUACCCAUACGACAUCACCAGCAACAACACCUACAAGUCCGUCGUCUUCACUACCAAGAACGCCGGGCAGAGUGUGGAUCUCGUGGCCGCCACAAACGAGAAGGGAUGUUCGUCUGACGCCGGUGUCGCCAUAAGCGUGACUGACACCCUCAACGCCACUGGAAUCUCAAGCUGGACAGGUGGCGAUACGUGUGCUGUGGUGGCAUCAUCGACGGUCACGCCGAACCCUUGCCAGAUCAAGAUCAGCGAGGCUGAGGCGUCGAGCAUCUCCGCCUCUGUCACUGCUCGAGCGUGUGAGGCUCAAAAUCCACCAAUUGAGUGUCCGGCGGGCAACGAGGGUCAUGGGCUGGUGGUCGGAGGGGUGGGUUCUAAGCUCCACUUGUUCGAUCCUUCGGACGUCUUCCGUCUGGGAAACUCAGAUGCUGCUCGCGCCGGUUAA